AUGGUCUCCAACAACCACAAUCUCCAUUGUCUCGAGAUGCAAUCUCGGCCGGGUAUCGACGACUGGGCGCCCCUUCGACAAGUCAAGCUCUUGGCCGGCUCUGGGUUGGCCGGUGCACCGACUUCUUCUGGACCUAAACCUCCACAGGAGGAAGAACAGGAUGCAUUCCCUCGAUCUCUCUCUGCCUGGACCAGACGUCGAUCACUUUGGCAGUUCCUUCAACCUCGACUAGGGCCUUUCGUCUGCCUUCUGGAAGUCACCGUCGUAUCGGCAGAGUACCGGAAGCACGUCACGGAUGUACAAUUGUUCUCCAUCGCAGCCUCGCGGGACGAUCCACCAUCCAAAUGUCUCAUAGCGCUAGUCAGCAUUUGCCGCGAUGGUGAGGUCAAGCGAUUGGCAAUUGGACGCGAAGAUGGGUACUCCGUGAUGCACGAAGACGAAGCCGCAUUCACCACCUCGAAGGCUGACGGCUCAGGCAGCGAGCCUCCAACGGACGUCAAGGCUCCCUACAGGCGUGAUGAGUCGCCGGAUGGUCCACGCCGUGCCAGCAACGGCUCGGCCACUCGACGCAAGUUCCUCGUCAAUCGCACGAGGCAUACGAGGGCGUGA
Molecule: messenger RNA, 609 nt
Organism: Macroventuria anomochaeta
Lineage: Eukaryota; Fungi; Ascomycota; Dothideomycetes; Pleosporales; Didymellaceae
Exons: 2
Coding region: 1-609 (202 amino acids)
Source: RefSeq, a predicted model, not a curated record